Molecule: messenger RNA, 11649 nt
Organism: Cyphellophora attinorum
Lineage: Eukaryota; Fungi; Ascomycota; Eurotiomycetes; Chaetothyriales; Cyphellophoraceae
Product: E3 ubiquitin-protein ligase TOM1-like protein
Exons: 5
Coding region: 1-11649 (3882 amino acids)
Biological process (GO): proteasome-mediated ubiquitin-dependent protein catabolic process; protein polyubiquitination; positive regulation of protein catabolic process
Molecular function (GO): ubiquitin-protein transferase activity
Source: RefSeq, a predicted model, not a curated record
AUGGGGAAGAUAAGCAAGAAGCCGCAGGAGAAGCACAACACAUCUCUCUCUCCAGCGGUAACGCAGUUCGUCGACAAAAUCAACACUGCACCCUACGCCCACUUGCCGCCUCUGCUUAAGAAGUGGGAUGAGAGAUGGCCCUAUCCGAGAGGCGACUUGAUGAACUGGGUCGGCCCUUUGGAUCGUUUCGACGAAAUCUUGGAGAUCUUCAUCCAGAAAUAUGGUCUUGAUAAAGGUCCACAGACAAUACCAUUCGGAGUGGCAGUGUUGGUGCAAGGUUCCCCCGAUAUUCCAGAGCAGACUAUCGUGGAAAAGUGUGGUCCUGAUGGCGAUCGGCUUCUCAUCCAGUCAAUCCUCGAUUUCUCGCGCUUGCUGGUCGAGAAAUGUGCCAAUCGAGCAGUGUACAACAGCUCAGAUCGCCUGAAUGAUCUUCUCAACACAACUUCACCACGUCUGCUGCAUCUCACCCUGCGUCUUACCGUCUAUCUGGCACAGAGAUUCUACGAGCGUCGUUCGACCGGCCUAGACGGCGGUCUCUCUAAGUUCUACGAGUACGAUCAGCACCGACUACUGUGUAUUGUCCGGCCGAGUGAGCGAGACAUAUUCGUCAAGGCCCCUGGCUCGCCCACGAAACUCACUCGGACCAAGUCUGGUACGACUAAGGCUUCGACCGCAGCUACUAUGCCUGGUCUGGACGGUCAGAAGAAGCCCAGUGGUGACACAGCCAUGAACUUGGGGUCUGUCGAUUCGGAGCAGCAGGUUCGCAUACACAUCAAAGUAAGCUGGCAUGCUCAGAUUACUGAGCCGAAUGGCCAAGAUGGGUCCACAGUCACAGCGCCUGCAACAUCUUCCACGCCGACUACGCCUACACCUCUGCGCCGCCAGACUAGCGCCACUUCCAAACCUCAGCCGGCGGAGGCAACGCGCGAUUCGCCCAAAGAGUCCUCAUCGCUGCGUUCGAUCGAAUUCUACGACCGGGACUUGCAGACCAUGACCGUGGAAGAAGCGCUCAGCAAGUGUCCAUUGGACAUGCCAGCUGACGCUCGGUACGAUCUACUCAACAAGCUACGGUAUGCUUAUGCCGCGCUCAUUACCGAAAAGCGGCCCGUUCGACGAGACCUUACCGCUGCCCGUCUUCUUGGCUUUCAGAUUCUCGGCAAUGUCUCUUCUGACGCAGAUUUGUUCCGAGACCUGGCUGCAAAGGAUCCUGCAAAAGCCGCCAUAGUUGCACGCUCGUUGGUUAGUAUCAUGGAAAAGAUUACUGGUGAUGUUCAGGGUCGCGACCACUAUCUCAUGACGCUCGGAGCCGAGGCUAUUGGAGUACUGAUCCGGCACAAGACGUUCACUACGGAGCUGACUACUGCAUUGGGUGCGACCUCAUCUAACGGCAUACUCAUUCGCUUGACCAAUUCUGCGUUGAGCACCCUGGCGACAGACGGUGAUUCAUUAGACAAUGCAGAAGGAGAUGCUUGGCGAGAGGCUAUCCUGACUCUGCCACGACUGAUCACCGAAUCUACUGGUCAACACGGACGUAGUAGCAGUGAGACGGUAUUCUCAACGGCCUUCAUUGCUGCUUAUGUUGGAGGCCUGCGCAUCACAACAGGCAAAGCUAUGAGAGUUCAUGUCCGCAUGCUGGAUUUCGUCAAGACCUUUUUUCAUCAAUACAAGGACGGCUUGCAAGUUCUGCUGUCAGUCGACACCUUUGAGAUUGUUAGCAGCUUACUACGAGAGGUCGCCGAAGAUGCAUGGCAGCAGGUCCGAGCAGGCAAAGGUAUUCCGGCAGCGUUUAAGACUCGCUUGACAGACUACGAUAUUCCAUACAAUCAUAGGCAGGUUAUCCGGUCCAUCAUCGACAUGAUUAAUGAUGUCAGUGGCCAUCAUGGCGCAAAUGCGGAUCGCGCAGCUCGGAGUUUGGUUGAUGCCCAGUCGUUGCUGGUUGCUUUCAAGUUGAUACUUGACCAAAUGAAUGCUUUUGGUCCAUUGACUUGGAGCGAGGUCGUCAAGGCUAUUACGACCUUUCUGAACAACGAGCCCACAUGCUACACGGUCAUCGCCGAGGCUGGGAUCAUCAAGAGUUUUGUCAAGACUGUAACAGGUAGCGACGAACUCAACCAGAUCGAGGUUCCGGACGACAGCGAGGAGGACUCUGGCGAAGAAGGGCCGACAUUUUCCAGCAAAUCCGAGCAGCCAUCAUCGAAACUUCCCAAUUCUUUCGAGGCCAUAGUCAAUACGGCCCUGAUGUUUCAGGCGAUGUGCCUUACGACUGCGGGCUAUGACACAUUCCGCAGGGCGGGCCUUGUGGAAAAGUUUUUUGAAGUCUUCGAGUCCCCAGCACACGUCCGGGUCAUGAAAGACAUGCGCGCCCUUGGGAACACCUUUGACGAGCUCAUCCGACACUACAUUGGUCUUAAGGAUUCCAUCAUGGGCUCCGUCAUCAUCAUGAUGGCACGUGUGCGGCACAUUACACAAGCGAUGGCUGGCGAUUGGGGCGCAGGACCGGUCAUCUACGAUCAAGGGCCUGACGGAAGACUCUUGAUUGCAGGCGGAACUGAGUCUUUGCAAAUUGAGGUCGUCCCACCGCCACGAGGACAGCCGCCCGAAAAUCGCGCCAUUGCUUUGCCGGGCAGGAAGACGCUCAUCGUCCAUGACGCGGCUGCGAAUCCGAUGAAGAGCGAGCACCCUCAGAGUGAGGACUCAUACGGUUUGAGCGCUUCGGACUACCUGCGGCCGGCCAUCGGUUUCCUAGCCAAUUUCUUCAGAACCCAAUCCCUUUGCUCAUCCUUUCUGGACUGGAUCGGAACCGGAGACCUUAUCAUCGACCUGGUCACUAUGCCCAGUCUGCCCGUCACGGAGUACUCAGUCGGCAUGCAUGGCCAUAUGGAAGAGCUCGCCAAAGUUGUGCACAUGAUGGCUGAAGUCAAGCCUCAUCUGAUACUCCCGAUACUCAUCGACCGCACGCGAUACGCUUGCGAAGAAUUCAAGCUUCACGCCGGCCAGAUCGCCCCACGAGGCAAGAGUGUGUUUGGUCGUCUCGUCUCGCCGCCAAAAUCAGACGGCCUAAAGACCGACAACUCAGAGAAUGAUCCGCAGAUCGACAAUGGAACCUACGUGGCCAAGUGCCUGAUGGCGAUCUUCUGUCUCUCGCAGGUCCUUGGCGAGCCAAGUCAACGUGCGGAUAUUCUAGCAGAUCUGUGUAUUGUGCUCGGCGAUAUUUGCGUCGUUUGCGUACGCGAAGCCAUCGUGCUUCAGACCAUCCUGCCGGAAACCUGGGUCAAGGCCACAAAGCCGGAAAACUUUUCGACUGGGGAUGACGACGUCGACCAAAUAUUGCAAGUUUGGGACAACUCGCCAACAGGCCUUCAGACACUGGACGAGGACGAUGAAAUUGCCCAAGCCAGAGGAUUGGCCGCCUUUAAGAACGUCCAAGCUCUGCGAUGCCUUCUACUUGAGACGCCAGCAGCUUUGGCUGAGCUUCUUGGGGCCAUUGGUCAUGGCAUAGCUGGUGGUCGUAAGAAGCCAGAUACUAUGACGCGACAAAAGGCCGACGUAGUGGCUAAGGCGAUCGCUCAAGCUCUCCUGAAACAGCUUCAACCUGAGUUUAUCACAGCUGACGAAACCAAUCCUAUCGCACUGGACAGACUUGGCAAAUAUCAGUACUUGGGUGCCGUGCUCGUCAACGUGCGUAGUGCUCUGCAUGACGAUCUGCAAGGGCUAGGCACCGGAGAGUUCUGUCAGAGCUACAUGCUGAAACGUUUCAAAGACAUGAAUGGCUUGCAGUGUUUACGAAGAAUUGGCGAAGAUUUCUUCGAGGAACUCACGCACUCGAAGCUGGAGUUGACAGCAUUUGCUGCCAAUGCUGGACUCAAAUUGUGCCUGGAUAUCUUCGACAUCUUAACAACGGCCAAAGUCGUGAUUAGCGCCCCUCAGUCGAACUACAUGAAGAACUCUGAUCCAUCUAAGAGUUGUUACUUCGUCCCUUCGCAAACCCUGCUGGAGUUUCGGAUGGAAGCUAUGCCAUUCGUCCUCAAGGUGUGGACGAGUGACUACAUCGAGCAGGCCUCACGAAUUGUUGUCUUCAAGCUAAUCUCUAUCAUCAAGCACGUGCUGCAAGGCGACGGCGAAGAUGAAGUCAUCCGAAGGAACGGUGAUCAUCCUCAGAUCUCGGUGGAUGCAUUCCGCAAAUUCAGCGUUACCACAGAACGUAUUGAGGCACUUACGAGCUCCAGCCACGACAGAGAUCUUGCAAUCGAAGCUCUUUUUCGGACAAACAGCAGCACGAUGAACCAUGAGUCUGUCGCAAGAGACUACAUGACGCUGUAUGAGAGCAAUGCGCGGGUACGUCGGUUGCCUCCGCCGGAGAGUGCCAUUGAUGUACCAUCGACGCCGGGAAGCGGCCUGAACGCCCCUAAGCAAGGCGAUCUCUCCCGUCCUGGUUCUGCAAAUCCCUCAACGACGAAUGGUGGUCCCACCAGCAGCAUGGACAGCGAAAUGCAUGGAAUCUCCUCGGACGAUGCUGCCAGUCCGCCGCGACCACAAACUUCUUCUGCCAUGGACAUAAAGAACAUCCUCAACCACACCGACGACAAACAGCCGCCGAAAGCGACUCCGCAAGUACCCCACGCGCUUUACUCACUUGAAUCUUUAGACCAAAUGCGGGCCGAAGUUCGCAGCAAUCUGGCUGAGCAGUGUAACAAUGUACUGAAUACCCACCAGGAUAUGGUUUUUGAUCUGAGCGAUUUGAUAUCGAGUGCCGCGAAGAAAUUGAAAGAGCCUGAGGAUGCAAGUUACUGGGAUUCGACUUCGGAUCUGCUUGUCACUUCUCUGCUCUCCAUGCAGUCCGACGCAGUCAUUUCUGAAGAUCAAGGCAAGAGCAUUGCAGCUGCGGCACAUCUGAUCGCACUCCUCAUCCAGGAUCGCCGGGUCUUUGAUCCAGCACUGCGCGUUUUUUGGGAGAACUUUGAUGGUCUGCUCUCAUUCUUAAAGCUGAAUCCUAUGCAAUCCCGCUCAGGCGACAACGCCUAUCCUUGGGUUGCAUCCACCCUUCUGCUCUUCGAGCAAAUGCUGUCGAAAGAUAGCGAGCCCGCCAAGGUAAUCUGGCAUCAACCACGCGAUGUCGAUGUUGCUGUCGCAGACCCAAUUCUCGAAGAACCAGCGACCCUGAGCCUCGACCAGAAACAAGAGCUCUUCCGUGUCUUGCUUGACUGCCUCCCAAAGGUCGGCAAGGACAAGUCCAUGGCGCUAUCGAUCACUCGCGUCCUGGCUAUUCUCACUCGUCAACGCGAAGUUGCGCUUAUGCUGGGCGAAAAGCGAAACCUGCAGCGGCUUUUCCUCAUGGUGAAGCAACUUGGUCCCGGUGUCUCGACUCGGUUCUUGAGCUCUUUCAUGUUGGUCCUACGACACAUCAUUGAAGACGAGGAGACUCUCAUACAGCUGAUGCGUAGCGAGAUCCAAGCCUUGUUCAGUGGCCGCAGUUCGUCCAGAGCGCUUGAUCUCAAUACGUAUACUAGGGACUUGCAUCAUCUGGCAAUCCGGUCGCCCAAGGUGUUCGUCAAGGUAUCCAUGGACAUGAUCAAGUUCACCGCUUGGCAGUCGAAUCUCGGUUCUGCUUCACUGACACUCAAAGAGACCGGACCUGUCGAUGGCAAUGCACCAGACCCUAACGCACCGGUCGAAGAGCAGGCCGCCAACAGUGUCGAAGGAGACGAGACUCAGACGAGCGAGGCCAAACACAAAGCUGGAGAGGUGAAGCUCUCUGUUCCGGACAGUCCUGAUGGAGUUGUUCACUUCCUUCUGUCGGAGCUCCUGAGCUACAAAGACGUUGAUGACAAAGACGUCCCACAUGUCCCAAGACCAAAUUCCGAAGACUUGAGCUCGACAUCAGAUCCCCUGGUUAUGCCAACAAUGGCUCCCGCAGAGCUCUCCAGCGCAUCCUCUGAUGACGACCAGGCCGGGGAGGUCGAAAAGUCCGACAAGUCACCCUUCAAGUCUGAAGAGCACCCGAUUUUUAUGUAUCGGUGCUUCCUCUUGCAGUGUCUGGUCGAGCUUCUGCACUCCUACAACCGCACGAAACUCGAGUUUAUACACUUCUCUCGCAAGUCGGACCCUAUGGCCGUCACCCCGUCCAAGCCGCGCUCUGGGAUCUUGAACCACGUAUUGAACGGUCUCGUCGCUUCCGGCUAUGUCGACAAGGACGACAACUCUGUUCAUUGCAAGAAACGUCUGGCUGUGUCCGACUGGGCCAUCAAAGUCCUCGUUGCCUUGUGCUCAAAGACUGGCGAGAAAGGCAGAGCCGGGCUGAAUCAGAGAUACUCAACGGUGGCGAGCCAGGUCAACGAUCAAGAUGACGAGCCAGACCUUACACUUGUGCGGCGCUUCGUGCUCGAGCAUGCCAUCAAGGCUUUCAAGGAUGCCACAGCUUCCACCGAGCCGCUACAGACCAAGUACAGCAAGCUUCUGUGUUUGUCUGAUAUGUUCAAGCGACUUCUAUCCAAGCCUCCGACCACUGACGGUGCAGCUGGCGCGGGCAACAAUUCUUACAAGAUCCUGGGUCGGAUGAUGUUUGAGAAGAAUCUCAUCUCUGUGUUGACUUCUUCAUUAGCGGAGAUCGACCUUUCGCAGUCUGGCGCACGAAGAGUGAUCAAGUUCAUUCUUCGACCAUUGCAGGAGCUCACCUCUCUUGCUACACAGCUCAGUCUGACCUCGCCAGAAACGAUCACGUCAGUUCUCGGUACCACUUCAGACGACGACAUCUCCUCAGCAUCGUCAGUUUCCGAAGUCGAAGAUGAGCGCGAAGAGACUCCAGAUCUUUACCGUAAUUCUACACUCGGUCUGCUUGAUCCCAAUCGUGAGGAGGAAUCAGACUCUGGUGAUGAAGACGAUGAAGAUGCUGAUGAGGAGAUGUAUGAGGAAGAGGAGUACGAUGACGAGAUGGACUACGAUAAUGGCAUGCCGGUUGGCCAAGAGGACGACGACGCCAUCUCCGACGCGGACGAAUCUGGGAAUGAUAUGGGCCCUAUGGAAGGUUUGCCAGGCGACGACGACCCCGAUGAUGUGGAACUCGAAAUCGAGAUGAACGGCGAAAUGUUGAAUAACGGUGAAGGUCAAGGCAUGGCAGAAGGCCUCAACCACCUCCUGCGCGUUCUGCACAAUACUGACCCAGAGAACGAUGCGCCAGGCGUUGUUGGCAUGGAUGCUGACAACUUCGAUCGCCUACAUAACGAAGAAGAGCAUGAGGACGGCGUGCUUGAAGAAGAAGAAGACGAUGAUGAAAUGGACGACAACGAAGAUGCGCUCAUCAGAGAGCAAUUUGACGACUUCAUGGACGGCGACAUGGAAGAAGACUACUAUGACGACCAGUGGACUUUCGAGGAGGCAAUGACUCGACCUCAGCGAGGGUAUGCACGCCGUGGUGCAGGGAGACCCAAUGCAAUUGCCCGUGUGCCACCUGUCUUCUCAGUCCCUGGAUUCAGAGCUGCAGAGAUGCCAGCACAUGGUUUCAUCCGUCCACCCGUUUCGAAUCGACGCAGAGCAGGUCACGACGACAACGAUGGCACUAAUCCAUUGCUGCAGCGACCUGAGUUGGAGACUGGCCAGCGUAGUGAGCCGGAAUUCCGGCCAAGCCACCUUACCCGUCCAGAUGGGCCCGCAACACAAUAUGCUGUUCGGACGAACCCCCAGGCAGACGCUCACGCAGCGCUUCGAAGCCUCGAGCAAAGCGCAGGUCCUAUUAGCCGACCCGGCGAAUUAUUUGACUUCCUCGCCAGAAUCAGAACUGAGCUCACUGGACUCGGUGGUCCCGACAAUGGCGCAGGCCAUCCAUUCAGUAUCCAAGUCAGAGCCGGAGAGCGUUUGCCGCCGGGAACUAGACUGCCGUUUGGGAUGUCUAGCACCGGAGGCGCUGGACCUCGUCCACGAGAAGACCCCUCUCGGGCUGUCAACUUCACGCCCUCAUCAACGAUGGUCCGAUGGCAAGAAGAGCGAGCUAUUCUCUACGGCAACCAGUAUCUAGAGAGAGUGCAGCAGAUCCAGAAGCUUCUCAUCUGGAUGCUGACGCCACUUGCUCAGGAGGAAGCGAGAGAUCGUCGGAGAAAGGAGCGCGAAGCAGAGGCCGCAGCCAAGACAGCUAGAGAGGAAGAAGCCCGUCUUGCCAUGGAACAGAAAGUCAAAGAGGAAGAAGAACGUGUUGCUGCUGAGAAAGCUGCUGAGGAGCUCCGCCAGGCUGCUGAAGCCGAGGCCGCGUCUGCAGCAGCUGCUUCGACUGCCAAUGACGAGGCUCCAGCAGAGCAAGCUGAGACUGCAGAGCCAAUGGAGGGCGUCCAGACGAGUGGGGACACUGAGGCUGCUGGCGAGGUUGGGCAGUCGGCCCCAGCAGAGGCUCCUGCACAACCACGCGUGUUUGCAACGAUCCGCGGCCGAGAACUCGAUAUUACUGGUCUCGAUAUCGACCGAGAAUACCUGGAUGCGUUACCCGAAGAAUUACGGGAAGAGGUUAUUCUGCAGCAGCUCAGCGCUCGCCGUGAAGAGGUCCAGCAGCAGCAGCCGCGUGCAACCACCAGCACCGAAGUACCGAUCGAUGCCGGCAGAGGCUCUGAGUACCUCGAUGAGUUCAUGAACGCGUUGCCUGAAGAACUUCGUGAGGAAGUCCGCGAGACUGAAGCAUUGGCUCGGCGACAGCGUGAGCGCGAAUCUGCUCGUCGGGAAGCUGCUGCGUCAGCCGGCCGACCGCAGGCUGAAGAUAUGAAUGCGGAUGACUUCUUUGCGACUCUGGACCCCGCUCUGAGACGUGUCAUACUGUCAGAGCAACCUCAAGAUAUCCUCGACCGCCUUGAUCCGCGUCAUGCUGCCGAAGGCCGUGAGCAUGGUCACCACACUUUCCGCUAUGGCAAUGUUGCUGCCCGCCGGGAGCCAGCAAGACAGGCCGACGGCAGCGCACAACGCGAAAAGCGACAGGUGGUGCAGCUCGUCGACAAGGCUGGAGUAGCUACUCUUCUCCGGCUUAUGUUCCUGCCCCAGCAGGGCUCGCUCCGUUCAAACCUGUGGCAUGUCCUUCGCAACGUUUGUGGCAAUCGACAGACUCGAUUCGAGGUCAUCAGUAUGAUUUUGGGGAUCCUGAAGGAAGGCUCAUCUGAUCUUGGUGCCGUCGAACGCAGUCUCGCCAGCCUGUCUCUGCGAGCCAAGGCCACUGGUCCUCAGAAGACACCACAGCCUCUGAAGAGAACCUUGUCAAUUCCACCAAGCGCUGGUCUCAGCGAGGAGGUGACCCCACUCGUCGUUGUGCAGCAAUGCCUAUCAGCCCUCAAGCAGCUCUCACAGCAUGGAUUCCACGUCCGCACACUUUUCUUGCGAGAGGUCGAUAUCAGCAACAACGCCAAGAACAAGAAGGGCAAAGAGAAAGAGGCUCGGACGACCAAGUUCCCAGUCAACGACCUCAUCAUUCUGCUUGAUCGCAAACUCAUUACCGAGAGUUCUACCAGUCUGCAGUCCCUUGCAGAGCUGCUAGCUGCAGUCACAUCACCGCUUCAGGUACUGAUGAUCAAAGAGAAAGAUGCCGCAAAGGCGGAGGAAGUCGGGACCGCAGAGCCAACAAUCGCGACCGCUACCCAGUCUCAGCCGGAGGAUGCAACCAUGACCGAAGCACCAGCAGACGCGACAACAGCUGAACCUGCCAACGAGGGAGAUGGCUUGGCAGAGAAGCAGGGCGACGAGAAGGCUCCGGAAAGCAAGCCACGAAAGACCUUCGCACCACCAAUCAUUCCUGAGAAGAACCUUCAGCUCAUUGCCGACAUCUUCCUUACGCCGGAGUGCGGCAACGAUACCUUCCAUGCGACGCUCGAAACAAUGGCCAACAUUUCCACCAUACCUGGUUCCAACGAGGUGUUCGGCAAGCAAUUAAUUGGACACGUUCAGACAUUGUCGAAUUCGCUUUGCAACAACUUGACGGAGCUCUUACCUCAGCUGCGCGAUGCUCAGUCGACCAGUGAUCUUCAGGGCAUCAAUGCGAAGUGGCGGUCCACACAACCUUUCACCAACAGCGGAUCGGAACAAGUCAAGCUACUUCAUGUUCUGAAGGCUCUCGAUUAUCUGGCAGAGCCCAAGAAGAGCAACGAGAAAGCCGAAAGCGCGACUGUGAAGAGCAUUUUGACAACAUCAUACGACAGCCUCUCGUUAGCUCCGCUAUGGUCGAAACUUAGUGAGGCGCUCGCUAUCAUGGGAGAGAAAGACAACGCGAUCGCUUUCGCCGGCAUUCUGCUGCCGCUCAUCGAAUCUCUGAUGGUGGUAUGCAAGAAUACAUCUCUCAAGGAGGCUCCACUUGCUCAACAGUUGCGCGAAGAAGGCCCGACGACACCGGUCAUGGAGGAGCUGGAUGAUCUGGAACAGCUGUUCUUCAACUUCACCACCGAGCACCGCAAGAUCCUGAAUGACAUAAUACGUCAAUCUCCCAAGUUGAUGCAAGGCAACGGCAGUUUCAGUCUAUUGGCCAAGAACUCCAAGGUCCUUGACUUCGACAACAAGCGAGCGUUCUUCGCGAAGCAGAUCCAUUCGAGACUUCAUGCACAGCGACACGUCCAGCCACCACUCCAGCUCAAUAUUCGGCGCGACCAAGUCUUCCAGGACUCUUACAAAGCCUUGUAUUUCAAGAGUCCAGAUGAGAUGAAGUACGGAAAGCUCAACAUCCGAUUCAAUGGCGAGGAAGGGGUCGAUGCCGGAGGAGUUACACGAGAAUGGUUCCAAGUUCUUGCUCGUGGCAUUUUCAACCCUGACUGGGCUCUCUGGCAGCCAGUUGCUUCCGAUAAGACCACAUUCCAUCCCAACUCGUUGAGCUGGAUCAACGGCGAGCACUUGGUCUACUUCAAAUUCAUUGGACGCAUCAUCGGCAAGGCCUUACACGAGAGUAGAGUUCUCGAUUGCCAUUUCAGUCGUGCGGUGUACAAGCGAAUGCUUGGCAAGCAGCCCAACCUCAAGGAUCUCGAGAGCAUGGAUCUCGACUACUACAAAUCCUUGUGCUGGAUCCUCGAAAACGACAUCACGGACAUCAUCACAGAGGACUUCUCCGUUGUCGAAGAGCAGUUCGGCGAAGAGAAGAUCGUUGAUCUGAUCCCCGACGGUCGCAAUAUACCAGUCACAGAGGACAACAAGCGCGACUACGUUCAGAAGCUAGUCGAAUACCGUCUUACCGGUUCCGUCAGUGAGCAAUUGGAGAAUUUCGUCAAGGGUUUCCACGAUAUUAUUCCAUCCGAGCUUGUCUCCAUCUUCGACGAGCAGGAACUCGAGCUUUUGAUUUCUGGGUUGCCUGAGAUCGACGUUGAUGACUGGAAAGCCAAUACGGAAUACCACAACUACAACGCUAACAGCCCACAAGUGACGUGGUUCUGGCGCAUUGUGAGAUCUAUGAGCAAUGAAGAGCGCGCGAAGUUGUUGCAGUUCAUCACGGGUACGAGUAAAGUGCCGCUCAAUGGGUUCAAGGACUUGGAGGGCAUGCAAGGAACGACUCGAUUUUCCAUUCACCGAGAGCCUAACCUCCACCGCUUGCCGACGAGUCAUACCUGCUUCAAUCAACUCGACCUGCCAGCCUAUGACAACCAGGAGAGCUUGAAGACGAGUCUCAUGAAGGCCAUCAAUUUGGGUGCUGACUAUUUUGGCUUUGCCUAA